Ilex paraguariensis (yerba mate) is the source of this 697-nucleotide messenger RNA. The record is from the annotation of a GenBank genome assembly. Lineage: Eukaryota; Viridiplantae; Streptophyta; Magnoliopsida; Aquifoliales; Aquifoliaceae.
CAACCAUAAAGAGCUUCACGUAAUUCCAUUUCACCAAACACCCCACAGAGAGAGAGAGAGAGAGAGAGAGGGUGUUUGGAACUCCAUCUUACAUAUGAAGUUCUUCGAAGGAUUCGGGUCAUGUUGUGGAGGCGCCACAGUCACACCGGCGGCGGAGACUGCCACCGCGGCCCAGCAGCAAGGAGUGGUGGGGGUGAACAUCAGUCGUGGGCGGCGGUUAACCCAAUCGCGAACGACAAAACAUUGGAAACCAGCUCUUAAUGUGAUUUCAGAGGACAACGUCGUCCCCGACGUGUGUAAGAACAACGAAGGGAUGAUGAGAUCGGAGAAGAAACAAUCUUCAAGGGCAAAAUCAAAGGCCACGUCUUACAACUAUGGGGACGAGUACUGGAAAUCCUCCCACCCAGUGGGCUUCGCAGCAUUAUCACCAACACCACAUUUAUUCUAAUUCAAUUGAGUCGCGACUUCGUUUUUCAAGUUAACUUAGGUGUUGCAUACUUGAAAUUUGGAUGAAUUGUAUUGUCCCCAAUUGGGCGAAAUGAAUUAAUUACAUGGAACGAUACAGUAGUGAGGCAUUGUUAGUUCCAGUGGGAUGUAAUUAUUAGAGCAAAAAUGGCAUUGCUACAUAUUAUUCAGCUUCGAUGUAACUAAGGUUUCUCUGGAGUUAACGAUUUCAUCCCAUCAUUUGUACAACAUC